Molecule: messenger RNA, 846 nt
Organism: Fonsecaea multimorphosa CBS 102226
Lineage: Eukaryota; Fungi; Ascomycota; Eurotiomycetes; Chaetothyriales; Herpotrichiellaceae
Exons: 1
Coding region: 1-846 (281 amino acids)
Biological process (GO): resolution of meiotic recombination intermediates; double-strand break repair via homologous recombination
Cellular component (GO): nuclear body; RecQ family helicase-topoisomerase III complex
Source: RefSeq, a predicted model, not a curated record
AUGCAUCCCCUGCACAAUCAAGUCUCCUCGGCCCUACAAACACGCCACAACAUCCCCGUCAACGCGCAGUGGCUCGACACAUUCCUCACGUCGCGGGGCCCAAACCCGCCCCCUCUCCCGGCCCUCAUAUCGACCGCGCACUUCCGCAUUCUCGCAAGCGACAUCACAACCACCGUCUCGCCGACAACUACGGCAGAAGUCCUUCCCGAAGGCAUCAGCGAUGUGAAUGUCAAGGAACGACGACUCGAAGGCAAUGUGAUCGCCCAAGUCCUCGACGUUCUCGACGUGGGCAGUAGCAAAUGGAGCCAGGUCGAGGCCAUCGAGCGGGUCGAGCGCGGCGAGGAGGUUCGCGGACGAGAAGUCAUCCGGACGGUAAAUGGCAUGGGUAAUGACAACGAGGACGAUGUCGCCCGACCAGCUACAGUGGGGAGCACACACGCUCCCUCGUCGAUGACUUUGCCUUCGUCCGCGAGCAAGAAACUCAGCGCCGGCCCUCACAAGCUCCUGCUCCAAGACGCCCGGGGCACCAAAGUGCUAGCUUUCGAGCUGGUCAAGAUCCCCAAGAUCGGACUCUCCACGACGGCGUCGGCCUCUCUUCCACCUUCGGCUCGAAACCUCGGCGGCACCGCAGCAGCAGCAAUUCCUGAAGACCCAGGAAUGUUCAUCGGGUGCAAACUGCUUCUAAAGCCUGACACGGUCGUGCGGAGAGGCAUGGUCAUGCUGACGCCGGAUACCUGUGUUGUGCUUGGUGGUAAGGUCGAGGCCUGGGAUAAGAAAUGGAAGGAGGAGAGGAAGCAAAGAUUGACCGCAUUGGUCAGGGAAGAAAAUGCCGCUGGGGGUAGCUAA